This is a messenger RNA of Linderina pennispora, 1290 nucleotides long. RefSeq names its product S-adenosyl-L-methionine-dependent methyltransferase. The transcript has a single exon. Lineage: Eukaryota; Fungi; Kickxellomycota; Kickxellomycetes; Kickxellales; Kickxellaceae. Bases 190 to 978 code for a protein of 262 amino acids. Gene Ontology annotation, biological process: ubiquinone biosynthetic process. The record is from RefSeq and is a predicted model, not a curated record. Gene Ontology annotation, molecular function: methyltransferase activity.
UUUCACAGCUAGUCUGGCGUAUUUGCAAAUGUCAAAGCAGUGGAGAGUAGCAUUGCGGUGACAUUCAAGCAUUGGGUUAGGGAGUGCUCCGCGUUCAGGGCACCUGAAUCCUUAAAAACAUUCUUUGUAUUUUACUUUAGUAAGUUUUCAUAUUUUCUUUUUGAUUCUCAUUUGUGGGAUAUAGUUUUCAUGGCCUCUGAUACAAACUCUUCUACUGGCAGUGCUGACCCUACCAGUAGUGAUUUAACUUCAAACAAGCAGGUAGAGAUGGAUGAAGCAUACUCGGCAUUUGCUACGGAGUACGAUGACUUUCAUCGUGGAUCUCUUCUACUUACUCUUGCAAAAAAGGAAUGCAUGAGACUUAUUUCGCCAAAGCCAGGCGCAAAGUUCCUUGACAUGGCAGCUGGAACUGGCGAUGCGACUGAGCAGUUCUUCGAGUACCAAGAUGGUGUCAACCACGACACGGAUUCAACCGCUACACUUGUUGACCUAAACUCGGAUAUGCUUGCUAUUGCCAAGAAGCGACUCAGUGAUACCAAAUGGGCCAAGGAUGGCCGCAUCGAGUUUAUUGAAGGAAAUGCCGACCACAUCCCAGGGAUGCCAGAGGACACAUUCGACACCUAUUGCUGCUAUUUAGGAAUGCACAAUAUGCCGAACCACGACAAAGUGCUGAGAGAGGCAAUGCGCGUACUUAAGCCGGGAGGGAAGAUUUACAUCUUUGAGGUAGAUACCGGAACCUGGUACAUUGGGCGGCUUUUUAGAAGCCUGCUCUUCCAUUUUCGUCACUACAUUUUAAUGAUGCGUGUAAAAAACUGGGCCAUGGCAUCGCGUAUAAUUAACAGUGGCCGAGAGUUCCCGUCGCCACCAGACUUUGUGCAAGAGAUGAAGGACGCAGGAUUCGCAAUUGAGGAUACUGGUUACCAUAGCAUGUAUUAUGGUAUAUUCGCUCUUUUCAUAGGAACGAAGCCAACUAAGUAACUGGAAUACAUGUUGCCAUGUGCUCUGAUAGUUUCUUAUUUUCAGAUUGAGAUCUGGCAUUAUGCCCUAUGAUGAUACUUGAACUUUUAAAUCAUGUGCGUCCGAGAACUUCGAUGACUAAAUGUUGUUGGUCUAGAUCACACGGAGGGUUGUGUAAGGUGAGAAAAGGAAAGGAAUAAGACAAACAACGUGAAAUAUCUUACAAGUGAAUAUGUGUAUUUUUCAUAUAACGUGGAUUCCGAAUGAACUGUAAAGCAGUGAUAUCCCAGUCCAGAAAGGCGCUAGUAGUGUGAGCGUAAUACUAACAGAAAG